Molecule: messenger RNA, 2012 nt
Organism: Geodia barretti
Lineage: Eukaryota; Metazoa; Porifera; Demospongiae; Tetractinellida; Geodiidae
Source: the annotation of a GenBank genome assembly
AUCACGUAAACAUGUCCUUCUUUGAUUCUGGCUCUUUGCCGUUCUGUUCGCCCUACACGCUGUCACUGUAAAUAUUGAUGUAUACGUACGAUCGCAUAGGAAACAGCGGGAGCGGCGCAAGUGGUGACAGGUCAUCAGCCGCCAUGGACCAACCGCUAUUCGGAGAAACUCGGAGGAGAGUCAAGAUCAUCAACAUAGUGCUAGCAGCAGUUACGGCUGUCUUCAUUGGUAUCACGCUGGUCCUGGCUCUCCUGUCCAGUUUGUUCAUCAAGGACAAGUGCAGGAGGAUCGGUAACGUGGGCAAUAGCAAGAAGUACUGCGUGUACCCUCUCGACAUUGUCUUCUGCGGAAUCAUUAUCCUCCUCCUCGUCCCUCAAAUAAUUGUGGCAUAUUGGUAUCGGCGUGGUGAACUGGAGCCAAAGUUCAGAACUCUGAUAUACUACAAUGCCGUAGUCACGGUCCUACUCUGUAUUGUAGGGAUCCUUUACUUCAUGCAGGUCGGCUACCAAUAAUAUCACACGUUAUAAUAUAUCACAUGCUAUCACUAGACAAUCGACAUCACCCCUUUUUCGAUUCUUUCUAUGUUCGACAUUCCGCAAUUUCUGUUCCGUUGAUGCUGUCCUUUUCUUUAAUCUAUUGUGUGUGUGGUGUGUGCUUCAAUUCACGAUCACACGUGUAAUAUAUUGAGCUCCGUUUGCAUUUUAGACAGUGAUAUUAUUUUUUUUAUGUGAAGCAAUGUUGUUUGAGAAAGUUUGGGAUGAAGAUAGAAACAUGAUGCAAUGUAUGUUAACAUAACAUGUAAUGACAGUGUACGGAUGCAUGAUGCAAUAAUCUGUUUGCAUAGGCUUUCAUAACACACGAGAGAUUACGAGUCUAAGAUCUUGAAAAAGUACUCAACCUCUAGCGCGCUGUCGUCAGGCAAGUCGGAACAGUGGAGGGCAUUUUUGAUCUUGUCUUCGCCAAACUUUGCCCGGAUGCUGUGCGGACGCAGGUGCCGCGCAAUUUCAGGAUCGCUCGGCCCGACCAGCUCUCUGAAAGCCCCGUGGGAAUUUUCUCCGCUCACCUCCAGAGCAAUGCAAGGUCCUGAGCUUAGCUCGUCCACCAUCUGAUUGUACUCUGCCACCACUCCCUUGUAGACUUCGUAGAAUUCCUGGGCGUUUGCUUUCUCCACGUUGUGUAGUUGGACGGCCGUUAUUUUCAGACCAGCCGCAGAGAUCUCUCUCAUGAUCUGGCCUGUCAGCCCUCCAAUAACGGCAUGGGGCUUCACGAUGCCUAGGGUCGAGUCACGAAACCUGGCCGUGUUCUGGCGUCGUUUCUUCCCGAAAAAGAAGUCUGCUUCUCGUUUUGCCGAUUCGACGGAGUCGGCACCGUGGCAGGCAUUGCGGGUCUUGUCUGUGCCAAACUGUGCCCGGAUGGAGCCUGGGGCUUCUUGUCUCGCCUCUGAGGAGUCUGUUGGUCCUAGCAAUUCUCUCCACUUUCCUACUGCAUCUGCACCCAUGAUUUCAAACGCUACUACAGGUCCCUUGGGUCAUGAAGUCCACCAGCUUUGAAAAGAACGGCUUUCCCUCGUGUUCCCAGUAAAACUCUGCCGCUUCCUUCUCCGUGAGCUGGACCAUCUGGAGUUGGGUAAGGAUGAAGCCCUCUCGGUUUACCCGCUGCAAAAUCUCGCCCGUUUUGUCCAGGCAGUCGGGUUUGAUGAGCCCGAACGUCUUCUCCUUUUUGGAGCGGAGUUUUUUGGUCGUAAACUCGUCUCCAAAGUCGACGAUGGUGAGCUGGCGGGAGUGGACGUUCACCACGGCGCCAAGGAACAGGUCCGAGAAUCGGACGGUCGGACACUUUGAGCGUUUGAGAAACAGUCGGCGGUUUUUGAGGUCGAACAUCUCUACGGUGUUGUCGGCCACAUAGAACAGGAGCUGGUAGCGACGGGUGAGCGACGCGUUCGGGUCGUACCACUCCGUUAUGAAGGCAUAUCUCUCGUCCAUGUCUGCCGCCAUUUUGCUCGUCUGCACGAG